UACUAUAUCCUGUGAUAACCACAUUUCCUCCUAAAUGUGUCCCCACGUCACUCCUAUAUGGACAUGGCCGAUGAGAUGGCAUAGUUGGCGGGUUAGGGCAGUACUUGGUGGACUUAAUGGCGCUGGUGGUGACAAGGGCGGGUCUGCGUGCUACAGGGAUUCCAACAUGGAAUUUCAGGGGCUCCUUCUUUGUGCCUUAAACAUCCCCUCACUCUUUUCCCCUCGUCUGUUGUUGAAGAGCAGUGUGUUAGUGUGACACGACGAUGAAGUGGGAUCGCCUCCAUUUGAACAUGAAAGUCAUGAGCCAUUGGCGUAAAAUGGUGGCGAGGCUGAAGCUUCGCCCACUGACAAAAGCAGCGGCGUGGACGACAUACCGAGUGGGACACUUCGUGACGUGAAAACAAGACGCGACGUGUUGGCUUCGGUAAGUCCCGUUUGAGAGCUAAAAGCACCGAAACUGUUGGAAUGUUGAAAAGAGGAGGAAGAGGUGCGCGUUAGCGGCGGCAGCUUUACGGCAGACGCCAUUUUUUAUUAUUAUUUUUAUUUAUUUUUAUAUAAACCUUUAUUUAUAAUAUGCAACAUUUACAUACAAGCAAAUAAAUAAUAAUAAUCAGAACAAGUACAGAAACCGUACAAAACAGCGGGGUUACGGCACCCGCCAUUGUUGCCACCGCCGGAGAAUCCCCGACAAGACGGCGGAGGAACGCCCAGGAAUGACACCGACUACCUCCCAGCGUCUUCCAGGAUGACACGGAGUAGAGCCGCCGACUUGGCUCGUCGUCUGAAAGUGAGACCGAACGAAGCCGACUUCUCGUGAGCCCCAUGGAGUUCGGAGGCGCAAAUAAUAAAGCAAUUGUUUGCGCUUCGAACGAGACGCAGGACGUGAAGAAAGCAGACGAGGUGGAACAUCAAGCCCGCGGAUGGCCGAAGCAGGCCGGCUUCUACCGCACAGUCGAAGACGUUGUUUUGACCAACAAGUACGGCGAGAAGAUAUGCGGACAGAUAUGUACCGAAAACAAGGCCCGGCGGGAGCUUUCUUCUCAGGGCCGGAACGAGCUGACCAACGAACUAAUGUGUAGAAACCCAGACGUUGAGGCAACUAUGGACGCGGAUUUAAUUCUGGACUCUACGAGGCUUGAGGACAGCACCAACUCUGGCAGCCUUUCUGCGAGUCCUCCCGAGAACGAGAGCUUCUCUGGGACCAUCAUGAUCAACAAUCAAAGCAUCAUCGUGACCAUAGAAAAUGGAACUUUGACUCUCGCUGCCCCACCGGACGGAUAUGACAACAAGGAGGACGACAUGGUGAGCCUGAAGGAGCAUUUAGGCAUGAAGGACCAUGAGGAUAUUGUUCUUCUCAACUAUGACGGCGGCACCAAGGCCAUAGGGAAGAUCAGCACGUUGGCCGUGUCCAGCUCGGGCUACCAGGAGGAGACCAGAUCUGGGUUGUCCGGAUGCGACUCUGAUCCGGCCCUGGGGGACAACACACCCUCGCCAUUCUCCGGUAGCUCCUUUCAGCCAUGUGGAAUGGCCAAGCAGGUAAAGCAGACCAACGUAGGGACCCUCCCUUCUAAAGCCACAAACUCUCAAUGUGGACCGCUUGUCAGGUCCAAGAAAGUGAUGGUUUCUUACCCGUGCCUGGUAAUGGGUUGCUCCUGUACGUUUGACACGCGGCAGAAACGGAAAGUGCACCUCCUGGAUCACGAUGAAGACCCUCGCCCAUACCAGUGCACAGUGGACGGCUGCCCCUGGUCUUUUACCACUUCCUACAAACUCAAACGGCACCUUCAGUCUCAUAAUAAGCAGCGGCCACACACUUGCCCGUAUGAAGGCUGCGGCCGCUGUUUCACCACCAUCUACAACCUUAAGGCCCACGCCAAAGUCCAUCAGCAGGACGAUGCCUUCAUCUGUGAGAUCUGCAGCGAGAGGUUCCGCAGUGCCACCCGACUCAGCAAUCACCAGAAAGUCCACGUUGAGCCACUGAGGCCGUACAAAUGCGACUUUCCAGGCUGUGAGAAAAAGUUCAUUACCUUCAGUGCCUCCUUCUCCCACAACCGCACGCACUUCAGAGAAACGGGCCACUUUACCUGCACCUACCCGGGAUGCGGCAAGAUGUAUGACAAGGCCUGUCGCCUCAAGAUCCAUUUGCGGAGUCACACCGGUGAGAGGCCAUUUGUUUGCGACUGGGAAGGCUGCGGCUGGACCUUCACGAGCAUGUCAAAGUUGCUUCGUCACAAACGAAAACAUGACGACGACCGACGCUUCAUCUGCAGCGAGGAAGGUUGUGGGAAGUCUUUCACCCGAGCAGAGCACCUCAAAGGUCACAUCAUCACUCACCUGGGCACCAAGCCCUUCCAGUGCCAUGCUGAAGGUUGUAGUGCUCGAUUUUCAGCUCGCAGCAGCCUAUACAUCCACUCCAAGAAACACAAGCAGGAUGGCAGCACACUUCGAACACGGUGUCCUGUAGCCAGCUGCUCCAAGCACUUCUCUUCCCGCAGCAGCUUGAAGAGCCACAUGCUGAAACAACACCAGCUCAGCCCUGAUGUUCUGAACCAGAUGGAGACCACGCCCACCCUGACCCCAAGCAGUGAGCUAAUUAGCCAUACCCCAGCGAUGGUUGCCGGGCCAGGUAUGGCAGGCAGCGAGCAGCUGACGAACUUGGACCUGAGCUCACUCUUCUCUAAUGUUCCUGUAUCCGCCACAUCCACUGGCAUUGGGGUGGGACUUCCUAUUGGUGGGAGCAUCUCCACUGGCACUUUUACUAUGGACCUCUCCCUGGUUAACUCAGGCAUCCUCACAAUCGACCCCUCUACAGUUGGCACCGCUCUUUGUACUUCCACUGGCACUGCUUUGACCAAAAGUGCGGACCCUCUGAUCCUGGCACCCAGUAUCGACAUGGCUCCCCACCAGAGUUUGGAAGGCACCGUGGGAGAUGUUCUCCCACCUCAGGGCACCCUCAACUUGGACGACGUGCAAAGUGUCACACCAGAGGCCUUGGGAACUCUAUCGUCUCUCUCCAUGCAGGGUCCCAGCACCCCUAUAGAGCCCACCCUUCAGCACCCGCUUAGUUCCUCCAGUGCGCUUAGCGCAGAGGCCACCGCCACCCUGGCAGCUGCCCCGAUUUCUGAACUUUUGUCGUCACCCUCCAAGGGGGUGGAGGCCGGUGGCCCGGCGGGGUCUGGGCCUCUGCUGAGCUGUGUGGGGGUACUGGGUGGUCAGGAAGGAGCCAAAGUUCUCACACAGUUUGUUUUCCCUGGUCACACCAACGGCUUUAAUCUGCAGAAAGACACUGAAAUCCCUGCAGUAUCACCCAGCAGUUUCAUGGAUAGUGGCGGCUCAGCAAGGACAGACUACCGAGCUAUUCAGCUGGCCAAGAAGAAGAAGCUGACUGCUCCCUGCGGCUCUUCUGGUGUCUCGGGAUCAAGUCAGAGAAAAGCAAAAGGAUCCAAAUCUUCCUGCGCUCCGUCAAGUGCUCGCUACGGUGAAGGAGCCACACCUGCUAAUGGGGGCCUCACUCUGCGUGACCCUGUCACUGGGGCCCAAUAUGUCCAAAUUCAGCUGCUACAGGAUGAUCCAGCCACUGAUGGAGAACUGGCCUUCCAGCUCAGCUCGCAGACAUCCUCCUCUCACUCUCAGCUCACAGUUGACUUACCAGUCAACAUUUUACAGGAGCCCACAGUUGUCAUCGAGGAAAACAAUGUGUGUGACAACUGCCAGUUCACAGGAAGCACAAUCAAUCUUCAAGACUUGGAGUGACAGAUGUCACAUUCAAUGUUUACAUCAGAAAAAUGCUGCAACCUUAAAUAGUCUUUUUUUCAUUCGAAUGCUUUAUGAAGUCGUCUUUGGCCGAGAGACCAAGUACAAACCUGUCGAUGAUGCACCUUGAGAAGAAUCUGGCUACCCUUUCCCCAAGAGUACAGGAAGUGCUUUUGUUGUUUUCCUUUUUUCAGCCCGAAUCACACGAGAAGGCACUGAAUUCUUGUUCCAAAAAGUCUGAGGAAUGCAAGUCCAUUUUGAGCUUCUUAACUUUUACAGCCCACAUUUUGCUUUUGUUUAAUAGUCUGAGGGCCAAUUAAAAAAACAAACCUGCAAGGACGCACUUUGGCUAGCUGUUGUUACGUCCAAACAUACUUUGAAGGAUCAUCACUGACCUGCUGUGGAAAUAAAUCAAAUGAGCUUAUUUGCUAAUGUAUUAACACGUUGUUGAAUCCUAUCAUACACAAAUACGGUAAUGCUCAAUUCUGUAAAAAUGGAUUAACAGUCGUUUCAUUGUUUGCUUUUUACUUGUCUGCCUUAAAAGUGACAGAGAGGGUUGCAAUGUGGCUGAAUCCUGUUUUUCUGCAGGCAGUUGAAAUAGAUUGCUUCAGAGAGUAUAAGGUAGGAAUGGCAAACUUUGUUUAAUACGGAAAAUAUAGAAGGGGAGUUGAUAUUUCCUUUUUUGUUGGAUACAACCAAAAUAGUUCAAACGGUCAAUGACAAAAAACAUCUACAUCUCAGUCUGUUUUUUUAUAUAGGCAUGAUUCUUUACCUCAUCAGCAUCUUGCAACCUUUAUUUUGUAUUUUUUUUAUUUGGGCCCCAAUCCUUAAAGAUUUGGAACGUCUGAAUGCGGGCCAUGUUUAAUUUUAUUUUAGGAAUGAGCUGUAAGUCAGUUUUAACAAAAAUAUCAAUCAAAAGCUGGACUUUGGACAUGACCUGUGUUAAAGCUUUCUAAAAAAAUGUUAAUAUAUUCAUGCGUUGUAUCUUGAGUGAUACUUGAAAGCUAAUAAAAUAAUUUCAAGCACAAUCACAUUUGUUCUUU
This is a messenger RNA of Nerophis lumbriciformis (worm pipefish), 4796 nucleotides long. RefSeq names its product zinc finger protein ZXDC. The record is from RefSeq and is a predicted model, not a curated record. Gene Ontology annotation, cellular component: nucleus. Gene Ontology annotation, molecular function: transcription coregulator activity. Lineage: Eukaryota; Metazoa; Chordata; Actinopteri; Syngnathiformes; Syngnathidae. Gene Ontology annotation, biological process: regulation of transcription by RNA polymerase II.